AUGGCUACCCCUAGCGUUCUCGUCUUUGAUGCUGAGGGUCGGGCUGUCUACUUUGAGGUCUGGGUCGAUGAUUUGCAGCUUUUCCUACAGUGUGAUAGGAAAGACUGUCUCUCACUGUUCAAUCUCACGUCUGGCGCCUCUACUGCCCCUGCUGCCGAUGCUGACAGCACUGUUCGCUCACAGUGGGCCACACGCGAUGCUACUACCCGUCUUGCUGUGCGUAGUCACUUGCCGUCCUCUGAGCGCGCGCACUUUAGUCAGUACAAGAGUGCUAAGAGCUUGUACGACGCUGUAGUUGCACGCUACUCUUCCCCUGCCACUACUGCCCUUAGCCGCCUCAUGCUGCCGUACCUGUUCCCUGACCUUGCCGCCUUUCCCACUGUCGCUGACCUCAUUACACACCUUUGCACUAGUGACACCCGCUACCGCGCUGCGCUUCCUGCUGAGUUCUGUGCCAAGAACCCCCCCCCCAUGUACAUCACCCUCUACUACAUAGUCAUCCGUCUCCCUGACUCCUUUCGCUCGAUCAGGGACCACUUCCUCUUUGUUUUCCCCACAACACUCACCGUUGACCUCCUCGAGGAGCGCCUCCUGGCAGCUGAGAAGAGUAUAGUCGCUGUAGGAGCCUCUCGUGGUGACCCUCGUUCCCCCUUCUUUGAGGGGUGCUCCCCCUCCCCACUUUUGCCCUCUGUUGCCUCUGCUGCUGCCGUCAACUUCGUUGGCACCAAAUCGGUCGGCGCUGCGUCUGCCCCUAGCGGGAGACGCCGCACCGGCAAUGGCAAGGAAGGCAAGGGCGCUGGAGGGGCUGGCGGGGGCGGUGGAGGUGGCGGUGGAGGCGGCGGAGGUGGUGGGGGUGGCGUCCUGCGUACCGGCGACCACACUGGUGAGCCGUGCGGUGGCCCGCACACCACCCAGCGCUGCUUCGGCCGCCUGACGGACGCUUGGCGUCUCCAGUUCCCUGACGCCACUGAGAUCCCCCGCUGGGACGAGCUGCUUAGGUCGGGGGUUGCUAUCUUUAAUAUGGAUUUAGAUGCUAUCCUUGCUGCCAUGUAUGUUGUGUCUACUAGUGAUGAGGGUGAGUGUUACCUCUGUGUUCCGCCUCACCCAGGCAUUGAGGCUGCUGCUCUAGGUGGUGGUGAGGCUGCUGCUCUAGGCGCUAGUGCUUCUACUGCCCUAGGUGCUGGUGAGACUGCUCUCUCAGGUACCACGUCGACUCAGGCCUUACACAUCUUCACCCUUAACUCGGGUGCUUCCCGUUCCUUCUUUCGAGACCGCACCACACUCACGCCGCUUAGACGGCCAGUUGCGGUCUCCCUGGCGGACCCCUCUGGGGGUCCUGUCCUUGCCCACUUCUCCAUUGUCCUACCGUGUCCGGCGGCCCCCUCUGGCACCCUGUCAGGUCUUUACCUCCCCUCAUUCUCUACGAACUUGGUGAGUGGUGCUGAUCUACAAGAUGGGGGGGUUGACCAGUUCACUUCUGCGAGUCAGCGGGUGACCCACUGUACGCGUGCUCGGACGGGCCGACACUUGGCCACGUUUACCCGUCAGCCGGGGUCGAGCCUGUACACACUGACUACUGAGUCUCCUUCGGUUGCUGAGUCUGGUCAGGUAGCUGCGUCAAGUCAGGUGUUUGCUGCAGCGUCCAGGUAG
Closterium sp. NIES-65 is the source of this 1650-nucleotide messenger RNA. The record is from the annotation of a GenBank genome assembly. NCBI's taxonomy places the organism in Eukaryota, Viridiplantae, Streptophyta, Zygnematophyceae, Desmidiales, Closteriaceae.